AUGGGUGCCUAUAGAUUGAGAAUUGGAUCGUGGAAUAUAGGGACAUUGACGGGUAAGUCUAUAGAGCUGGCGAAGAUUCUCCAGAAAAGAAAGGUAAAUAUAGCUUGUGUUCAGAAGACUAGGUGGGUAGGAUCGAAGGCGAGGAAUGCCGACGGGUAUAAGUUGUGGUACUCUAGAGGCGUGAAGAGAAAGAACGGAGUGGGUAUUUUGGUGGAUAGGGAGCUUAGAGAGUCAGUGGUAGAGGUUAGGAAUGUGAGCGAUAGAUUGAUGGCGAUUAAGUUAGUAGUUGGACGAAGCACUCUGAAUGUUAUUAGUGCUUACGCGCCGCAAGUGGGUUUAGACGAAGAGGUUAAAAGGCGAUUUUGGGAGGAGUUGGAUGAGGUGGUGCGGGGUACUCCGCCUACAAAGAAUGGCUAUGGUGAGGUACACGGCGGCUUCGGCUGUGGGGUUAGGAAUGGAGGAGGCACUUCACUGUUGGAUUUCGCUAGAGCUUUUGAGUUGGUGAUCGUGAACUCUAUUUUUCCGAAGAAGGAGAAGCAUUUGAUUACUUUCCGGAGUAUGGUGGCUAAGACUCAGAUUGAUUAUCUUCUCCUCGGGAGGUGUGAUAAGGGGCUAUGCGAGGAUUGUAAGGUGAUCCCGAGUGAGAACCUCGCGACAAAACAUAGACUCUUGGUGAUAGACAUCGGUAUCUUGAUAAAGAGGAAGAAGAGGUUUGUACGGGGUCAACUAAGGAUCAGGUGA
This is a messenger RNA of Nicotiana tabacum (common tobacco), 741 nucleotides long. The record is from RefSeq and is a predicted model, not a curated record. NCBI's taxonomy places the organism in Eukaryota, Viridiplantae, Streptophyta, Magnoliopsida, Solanales, Solanaceae.